Messenger RNA from Diaporthe citri, 495 nucleotides. RefSeq lists its product as uncharacterized. The transcript has a single exon. The record is from RefSeq and is a predicted model, not a curated record. Bases 1 to 495 code for a protein of 164 amino acids. Gene Ontology annotation, molecular function: transferase activity, transferring alkyl or aryl (other than methyl) groups. Lineage: Eukaryota; Fungi; Ascomycota; Sordariomycetes; Diaporthales; Diaporthaceae. Gene Ontology annotation, cellular component: membrane.
AUGUGUCUAUCAUAUUGGUACGACGACCGAGGUGCAGCCUCGAAUCCCCUGGUCAAGAACCUGAUCAAUGGGAUGGGCAUUGGCUGCUAUUUCGCCGGGCCUUUUGAGGUCAUCACGGGGCGUUCUAUGCUGUCUGGCAAAGGAGAUGCAGCAAUCUGGGUGCUCAUGAUCAUGGGAGCCAUCGCCACGACUAGCCAUGCUCAGGAUCUCAGAGACAAGGAGGGAGACAGGGCGGCUGGAAGGGAGACUCUGCCAAACAUGGUGGGGGAUAUGAACGCCAGACUGCUUGCCGUGUUGGGCAUCAUUGGCUGGACAUGCAUAGCCGCGUCAUACUGGGGUGUAGGCUGGAUGAAAGGAGGGAUUUCGGGUAUCGCAGGGGCUGUGAUGGCAGGAAACAUGCUUCGGGACAGGACGCGGACAGGUGACAUUCUCACCUGGAAGUUCUUCCCCCUGUGGAUGUUCGGACUAUUCUUGAUGCCUGUUUGGGCCCAGUAG